AUGGGAGGAAAAGAGUACACUCUAAAGUGUACACUUGGCUUGAUAUUGUUUGUAGUGCUACUGUGGCAACUUGAGACAAAUUAUUUUCCCUCGAAUGAAAAUUCCAUCCCCAUGAGACCAGUUGCUGUAGGGAGAACGAAAAUGGAUGACAUGAAGGAACCUGUUAAGGAUAGUUCAAAGCUAAAGAUAAAAGCUGCGAAAAUCACAACACAGCACGGCAUAAAUGUAACAACCGAAGGAUCAGAGACAAAGCGUUGGCUUGUAGUAUAUUGGUCAACGUUUUUUGGAAGAAGGCUCAAUCUUCACGAAACAUUUGAAAAAGGUGACUGCCCAGUACCGUGUGAGUGGACUAGUGACCAAUCCAGAGCAAAAGAGGCAGAUGCCUUUUUAGUCCAUGCCAGGGACCCACAACCAGACCCACCAAUAAAAUCAGUGCCUUGGAUUCUGCAGACUCGAGAAAAUCCAAUUUACACACCGGUAUUGAACGACGCCAGCUUCAUGUCGAAAUUUAGCUACUUGAAAAGUUAUCGGCUGGACUCAGACUUUCCAGAUCCCUCUGUCUUGCUGCCUGGUGUAGCACCCCCUGUUCCUUUUAAGAAUAAGACUGGGCUCAUUAUGGCAGCUUUCUCAAAUUGCGAGGUAGUUCGAACCGAGUACAUGAGGCAGCUAAUGAAGUUUGUAAAGGUUGAUUCUUUCGGCGCCUGUCUAAGGAACAAUAAUAGUCUAGUGGGCAGGUAUGGCAAAAACAAACAGGGCACUGAUUUCAGAGAUGCUAAAUCCAUGCUGGCCAGACAGUACAAGUUCAACCUGGUGUUCUUCAACCAAGACUGUGAUUAUUUUGUGGAUGCUCAACUACACCACGCAAUGGAUGCAGGCUCGGUUCCUGUUGUCAUGGCUACAGAUAAGCUGGAUGAGUUUCUACCCGGGCCCUAUCUUAACCGUUCAGUGAUAAAAGUGCGUGAUUUCAAGAGCCCUCAACUGUUGGCUGAAUACCUCAAGUAUCUUAGCAACAACGAAACCGAGUACAAUAAAUAUCUGGGGUGGAAGUGGAAAGGAUAUGGCGACAUCACUGGAACUGCUAUCGGAAAUUAUUGGAUGCCAAAGUAUCCACUGUAUUGUCAAGUCUGUGUUGCAAUUUCGAAAGGGAAAGGGCCCAAAGAGGGUCUUAAACCAUUCAAUUGCAAACCAAGGAAAUUUGAAGACUGGGGAAUUACGAAAGGGGCCUGACUUAAGUCUACUUUUGUCAUUAAAGAGGACCCCGUUAGCUUAGCAAAAGAGUCAGAUAUGGUGAGAUAUAUCACUUUACAUGCACUUUCUCCAAUCACAUUAUGAGAAUGUGCAAGCGGAAGGAGACAGGCAAGAGUAACCUUUUCAGAAAUGAGGGUACUGAGAAAUCUUUUCGAGAACUUGCCAGGCCUGAAAUAAUGUUUGCCUUUGAAAUAAUAAAACUGUUAGUCAUCUGUGUUUUCUGUCGAAGCGACGAUCUCGGAUUGUGUAUAGUUUGUUAAUCUCACUCAGCCUGUUCAGCAUUUACUAGCGGAGCUCGCAGAGCGUAGCCCCAUAAUUACACAAAAUAGUAGUAACCGAUCAAGCCGAAAAAAUUUGGACUUACGACCGUACGACCGACCGUACAAGAUGCUACUUUUAACAUGCGCGGUCAACUGUAUCGCGGGCACACCAACGCCACGGCUUUGUCCAGUAGUCUAGUGGUCAGUGCACUGAGCUCCGAGUUGGACGACACGGGUCCUAGUCCUGGCCGGGGCAAGGAUUUGUGCCCUUAAGACGUGCGGGGAAAAAAUGCGAGCUCCGCUUUUAGGCUUGGCUAAAUCUAUAUAUUAUGUGAUGACGAGGAGGUAGAGAAAAACCUCAACCUGAAGGAGAGCCAGUUAAAAACUUAUUGUCAAUCCACGCAAUGAAGAUGUUUUCUAGAGGUUACUAUUCCCAAAAACCAAGCAUCGUUUUAUAAACAAAGGUUUGGGAAAUGAGGAAAAAAAUUUUUUUAAAAAUGGAAGGCUUGAGAAUACUGAAAGAAGCUAGAGUUGCUUAAUUUCGGGUACAACGUGAACAGCUCAUAAUUCCCCCGUACAUUCCAAACUUUUCAUGAGCAUCCAUAAAUCUGAACUCUAAACAUAAAUCAAUUCGCAAAUUUUCACAGGCCAGGUAGUAUUCAAGGAAAUAAGAUUUUGUCCAGUUCUGGGAAAAGUCAGAGAAUCACGUCUUUAGAUGAGGUCAGGGAGAAGUGAAAUCGCAAAGAAAUAUGAUCUUAUUCAUCUUGGCCUCUUCAAGAUGAAAGAUGCGAACACGGCAGGGACCACGGCAGGACGUGACCUCCGUGCCCCACCCCAUAUACACACCCACCCAGCUACCCUCACACACAAACGCAGCUUUGCCUUUGUUCACUGCAAAGUUUUAAGCGGUUUUCAGGUCAUUUGUUCGUAUCCCUAUGGCAGCAUGAAAGUGGAAUCGAAUGGAAAUAGAAUGGAAAGCUAUGCUCGAUUCGUUUUUUAAUUGAAAAUUAUAGACGAUUGGUAAUUUAUUGAGCUAUCAGCUUGUUCAUGGAGUUACUUGCAAGAACUGACCAAUCCGGGGCAAGGAGUUGUGUACAGGAAACAAGAUUGAAUUCCGCGUAAAUUAUUUGUCAUGUCUGCUUUCUUUGUCACGAGAGAUAAAAUAACUCUCUUCAAUCAAGUUUUCGUGGAGGAAAAUCUGAGCUCUGUACAUGUGCCGAUCUAAAUAAAACGAAGGAAUCAGUACACUUGAAGAGGACUUGAAGAGGUCUUGAAGGUAAUCUAAAGCCGAGAGAUAUAGUAACGAAGGUCUUCAAAAGGGCUGAGGGUGGCAUGCUCUUCUAUUCCCUAAAAUGAUACAAAGCUUUUCCCGCGUUCACUAGGAACGUUUAAAAACCGUUUUCAUUGAAUUUCUGUUUUGAUAUGUUCCCAUUACGUCCUUUUCCCGUACGCUGUUUUCCUGAUCCUCGUCAAAACUAUUCAAAGAUGGGAAAAAUACUUUUUUAGAGCUACCUCAAUCAAAAUCAACCUUAGGGGUAAAGCCAACAAUAAUCAAGUUGUGACUUGUAAUCAGAGAAAAUAUCGCUUGAUACGUGUCUAGUAUGUGUCUAGUUACAACUGCUACACAACGAUGCUAGUUAGUAACUGGAUUUAGCCGCUGGCUAAUUUGGGGCGCACUCGCUGAAGAGCAUGUGAGCCGAAUGCAACAUGGCUUCCCGCCAUGUCGAUGUCAACGAGCGUCGGCUUCGUCCUGUUUAUGGUACUUCUCUUUCGUUUUACCAGUUACAAAAAUUACUGAUAUAAAAGAGAGAUAAUUUUUGACCCUUUUUGUGCUAUAUUUUCAGAUGCGUUGGACAGUAUGAACAACAAACUGGCCAUCCAACUUGCAGACAAAAUUUUAAGGAAGCAGAAAGACCUGUACUGCGCCAAGGUAAAAGUUUCUGCGGACGGCAUGAAUCACGUUCAGUGAAAGUGUGAUUACGCUAAAUGUGUAGUAACAGGGUACAUUCAGUCCUUUGUUUGAAUUGCAGGCUCUUAAAGGACUGGCUUUAUUGCGAUCAGGAAAAACUGCUGAAAGCGAGACAAUUAUGGUGGAGAUUAUGGAAGCGAAACCAGCGGACGAUCCCACGCUUCAGGCAAUGACAAUUUGCUACAGAGAGAUGCAAAAACGUAAGAAAUGUGUAGAGUUCAUUUAUCAAGGGUUACUUUCUCCAAUUCACCUAUUCAGAUGAAAACUAAUGAAUGAGUUAGAUAACAGCAGGUGCCUGUUCCUCUGAUCCGCUAUUUGCACUUGGUGAUUGACCCACAGCUUCUCCUUACAAUAUCAAUAGAAACACCAAGAAGUACGUGGUGGGAAUAGGCACACUGAUCUGUUACAGGGUGUUUUCAUGAUACAACUCUGUUCUGAAAUGAUGUAUAAGUUGAAACAUGUCAAACUGAAGGGCAGAUUACAUAUGUCUUGACCCAGGUCAGUUCUACACCUUGGACAUCUUUGUCAUGUGAAAUGCAACAAGUUCCUCACUAUGUCUCUUUCCAUGAUGUAGUUUGAACAACUUGGAAAGUUUUGUCACUUUUCAGAAUUACUCUGUUUCCAUGUUUUUUUUUUCCACCAAAACACUUUAAAGUUUUUCUGAAGUUCUCACAUUUUCCUUGAGGUUGUUAACCAGCUUUUCUUUUUAUCAUUGACUGUUGGAGUGUAUGUGCUUUAUGUUUUUAAGCUGAGAUGAUUCCUUGUAUUUAUGAGAUGGCCUUGAAACAGAACCCGAAGAAUGAAGAAUUAUAUUCUCACCUCUUUAUGGCAUAUGUCAGAAUUGGAGAUUACAAAAAGCAACAACAGGUGAAUCUCAUUCACUCAGAUUUUAAAAUUUACUUUUGCCUAAAUGAACCCAAUGGCUUUCAGGGCUUCUUAUAAACAUUAUGCAAAGAUGUUUGUGCCAUUUUCUUACAUUGCUGGUUCAAGCUUUUCAGUUUCAAGUGUUUUAUGCCUGUAAAAGAAAAGCAAUGAGAUUGUAGGGUUACCUUCUGCCUGAAGUGAAUUUGUUUGCAAAUUGAAGUGAAAUAAUGUUGCCUGAACAACUUUCCUUAUUUCAAACUCCUUCCCAACCAAUAUUUGCAAAUGUUUUAUUUCAAAUUUAAAUCAACCCUUUCUCAGUGUGUCAAGUAGUGUUUGCAACCUUGGAGGGGUUAGUUUGGCAUUGGAGAAGAUAGAGUUCUCGAGCUACUAUGCAGAAUUAUUUGGUCAAAUUGUAAUUGUCAGGCCUGUAUUUCACCCAGAGUUGAAGAAUAUUUUUUACCUGUUAGGUAACAUCAUUUUCUUGCAACUUCAUGUCUCAAUGCAAAUCCUGGAAAGGAGACCCUAGUUUACAAACUUUAUGUGCUAUUGCCUCCAGGGCUCAAGUCAUCAAUUUUAUGUGGGAUAGUUAUUAAAAACAAACAAACAAACAAACAAACAACAACAAUAACAACAACUGAAAAACCCUUGUGAAAUUGUUACAAAUCUCUCUCUUGUCCACUUGUCGUGGAGUCCAAUCUAUGUAACUGGUCAUUGAGUUUGUGGAGAUUAAUUGUGAAUGUACUAUUGUUUUUGCAGGUGGCUAUGAAUCUGUAUAAACUGUUCUCUAAGAACCCUUACUACUUCUGGGCUGUCAUGAGCAUUGUGAUGCAGGUAAAAUAUUAUCCCUACUUUUAAAGAUGUGUUCCUUUGAUCAUGUCAUGCAAGUUAUUUGUAUCUAUAAUCAUGCAUGCUCACUCAAAGGAGAUACUGUUCGAAUAGAGAGCUGUUCAUAGUGCUUUAAACCUCUACCCUUGAACCUUUAAACCUUAAGAGUGACCAUUAUCUAAAUUCUCCUUAUAGUAAUACUGCUGAGUCAUUCAUUAAGAUCAUAAGAUCAUUGUAAGAAGAAAAGAAAUGAAUUUUAACCUAAGAGGCUUUGAUUGUUACACAAAGGGAACAUGUAGGUUGUAAAGGGUUAAAACAAGGCAAAUGAAAUCAUCAUCAACAUAAACUACAACUGUUAGAAGAGAUGCUGAAAAUGAAAAAACUACACACCCCUGUAGACCUUCACUUUGUCAUGGCAUAUUUCCCUCAGAAUUAAAUCAUCUCUACUGGCAGAGGAAGGGUGGAGUAAUUCUUGUUGCAUGCUGUUCUUAAGGCUGAUAGUUGGGUGAAAGCAUGUGGUAUUGAUGUGUAAAACAUCUUUCAAUACUGUGGAGGGUCACGAUUUUAGCUCAAUUACAACUUUUGUUGACAAUUCAGGGUUGUCAGUUCAAAAUUUAUACAGAGUUCUGUGUCUUUUAUAAUAACAACCUUUGGUGAGUCAACUAUAUUUGAUUAAGUUUCCCUGUAGUUCAAUUGUAGAAUCUAUUUCAAAUUUUAUGUUUCAGGGUAUAAUGGCUAGUGAAGAGAAACUUGGAAAAACUAUGCUUUUUCCUUUGGCUGAGAAAAUGGUUGAAAAAUUUGUAAACAAAGGCAAAAUUGAAGCUGAAGCAGGUGCAGUAUUUUUUAGUUACCUGUUGCUAUCCCCUAGAUAGCCAUUUAUCCUGUGUUCAGUGUUGUCCAACCUUCAAACAACAAAGGCGAGGUUUUUAAGGGAGUGGGAAACAUGAAUCUUUAUGUCUUAAGCUUGUCCAUAGUUUCUGAAAGAAGCCAUAUGAUGGAAAUAUCUUGCAUCAUGUCAGUUCUGAAUCAGUUUGAUGUUUUCCAUUCUUGAACAUACAAGUCACAUUCCUUUUAGAUUUAGUACUGCCUACUGUGUUUUUUUUUAUGUCAUGAAAAUUAAAUCUUGAUAGUCUCCUUCAAGCUGAAAGUAGCACAUACUGAGGCAAUGCAUUAGCUGUCACAAGUGUGUGUGGAGUUCUAUAUUUUUGAAUACUUUGGGCUUACUGAAAUCCUUUACUUUGUCAACCAGUUUAUCAGUGGGCUUUGCCAAUAUGGUACUGCUUUAGACUUGUUGGUGUGUAAUUACAGAGUUUGAUGCACUAAUUUUAAUUCAGUAGUUAUAUCACAGGAAAAAAAAUUAUCUGAGCACUUUUCCUUACAUUUUUCACUUUUCAGAGGUUCAUCUGUAUUUAAUGAUUUUAGAGAAGCUUGAAUGUUAUGAGAAGGCUCUUGGUGUUCUUAGAAGUGAUUUGGCUGGUGAGUGUGCUUGCAUUAAAACAAACAAACAAGCUGUGUUUUUGUAAACUUUAAAAGAAAUGUGCCAGUAUCAAUUUCAUUACUUUAAAAUCAUCAUCAUCCUUUUCAUCAUAUAAAAUGUAGGAUAUAGGGAUGUUUUUACCUUGAAAGGGCCCUUGUCUCCUCUUGCUAGUUUACAGACUCUCCUUUCAAAUAAACUCUUAUGUAUAAUCCAAAUGAAAUGUGUCACAAUUAAAAUCUCAACUGGCUGGAGGCAAACUACAGGUAAUUGACAAUUUGCAAACAUGGUCAGAGAGUUAACCUUUUGACUCCUAAUAGUAACUAGCAUCUAAUAUCACCUUAUAUUAUCACCCCUGAAUCACACAGUAAAUUCACAAGAUUUAAAACAAAUAAUCACCAACUAAAGAAGCUCUUUAAUGACUGUGAAUAUGUGAAAAUCAUAUAUGUGAACUGCGGGUAAAGAAAUGAAUAUGGAAAGGAUACUCACAAUAAAGAACACUACUUGAGUGACAGGGAAAAUAAGGCCUGAAAAAAAAAAUUCAGGCCUGUACGAGAUUUAAACCCAUGAUCUUGUGAUACCUGUGCAGCACUCUACCAACUGAGCUGACAAGCCAACUGGGUGCUGGUUGUUAUGUUGGUUCCAAAUAAACCCUUGAGAUGCUGAAUAAAUAAAGAAGCUCUGGAUUGUUAAACAAAUUCUCCCUGUCGGCAACUUAAGAAAUAUAUGGAGAACAGUAUGGAGAAUAUGCAUACUGAUUUUGAGGCGUAAAACGUUAAAUUUGGAAUUAACCAGGACUUGCACCUAAAACCUGUGGAUUGCAAUUCUACUUCUCCCACCAAGGAGUCGUACUCCUUAGAUCUUUGAUUAAUCAGGCACCUUUUGUCCAUUUCUUAGCUAAACUGAUUAGUUACAUGGAUGAAAGAGAAGAAAAAGAAGCCAUUUAUUUAACAAAACUCUGCAAAUGGCAUGAAGCAAAUAUAGCAUUUAAGAAACUCAUUUUGAGAAGGUAUUUGGUUAGUUGUAUUUAAUUUCAUGUUAUUUGGUUAAAUUUAUUAUCACCAUUUGCUCUUAGCCUUGUUAUUAAGAUGAAUUUCAAUGUAUUUCAAAAGUAGCCUAUUGUCAUGACUUAGGAAAUCCUCUUUUGCUUCUGAUUCAGCUGUGAAUAAUAGAUAUGUCAAGAGAAGUACAGUAUUGGCUAGGCUGCUAAACAAUAUAAAUAUGAAUAUUCAGGCAUACACUUUUUGUUAUAGUAUGGAUUUUGAGCUUUAUUAACUCCAUAACUCCAAUGAGUGACCAAGAAAGAAUUUCUCCUUACAAUAUCAAGCAGGCAGGUGAUGAGAAUAAUGAAAAAUGUCAAUUAAGGGAUUAUUAGUUGAUUCAAUGCCAAGUUCUCCAAACUAAUAUUAUAAGAAUUGUGUACCAGACAGAAAGGAGAAUCACUAAUAAGAUCUUGGGAAUGAAAAGGUUUAACUUAAUUGGAGAUGUACUGUAAUUUUUGUUUUCUUAUUUCUCCUAGGCCAGAUCAGUGGUCAUACUACCAGUCAUACCUAACCUCAGCUUUCUCCCUUAUAAAACAAAACUGGAAACCAGUUGAUGAGUCAGAGUAGGUUUCAUUCACAUGAUUUUUGUGAAGGGUGAUAAUAAUGUGUAGAAGAAUCUGAUGAGAAGGUGAUGGGUUUUUCUGGGAAAUAUUUCAACUUAUGAAUAAAGAGCUUUUCAGUGAAAGUGUUUUAAAAGAAAAGCCAAGUACAUUCCAGCCAUAAACUUCUGCACAUUAAAUCUAUGGAUUGACUUCUUGAUCACAUAAAAAUCCAAAUUCUUUAUAUUUUUCCAACUGCACUCUUGUUUAGUCAUUUGUGUACUUUUUCUUAUUUGUUUUUCAGAGAACUUCCUGAUUAUUCUUUAGAAAUGAUUGACAAAUUCCUAGCAUCUGUUGUGGAAGCUGAACAAACUAAAGAAAAGAGAUCAUGCAGAGGACCUUAUUUGGCACAAUUGGAACUGGAAAAGCUUUGUAGUCAAGAAUGUAUUCACUGUGAUUCAAGACAGAGUGAGUUGCUUGGAUACAUGUAUUGAAUAAACCUAAAUGUGCUGUGUCAUUGAACCUGGCUAAUGUCGGCAGUGUUUGUGUCUAUACAGGGUAGACAAUAAUGUAUAUUUUCAAGGUUCCCUAACCCCCCAUAUUUGUGCCUUUGACCAAAAAGGAAAGAUACUUAAGACCAUCUGACUCUCAGAAACAUAGGCAUGCAUAGCAUUCAAGAGUUAUAGUUUUGGCUGGGUGGGUUGAGAUGGGUCACCAUGGUAUGAUUGAUGUGAGAUACAUAACCUAAUGGGGCAAUCUGAUUAAUUGCAAUAAUGGUGCAAAAUACAUACCCUUAUGUGGCAAUCUGAUUGAUGCAAGAUACUCACCCAAAUGUGGUGAUCUGAUUGGUACAAGCAACUUACCACUCUCCAUACUAACAAAGAGUUUUUUUUCUUUUUAAAUAACUCAAAAACUCCUGAUAACGAAAAAAACACACCUAUUUGUAAACCCACCGUGCAAACUCCUUUGAAGUCCUGACAUGUUCUUUAAAAUCUUUAAAUGAAUCAAUUUUAAUUUAUUUGAAAAUCUAUUUACUCAUCUCACUUAAUCUACAUGUAUCUACACGACACUUUUGACACUAGUGAUCAUGGAAGUGCCUAGGAAGCUCAAAAUUUAUGAAUUAAUCUAGGCCUAGCAGGGGAGAAUCUUACCUCAAAAUUAAAGGAAUUCAGGUUAAAAAUCUGGCAAAGGAUUUGCUCUCUUGUUGCAAAAUUAUCUGUUCUUGUCUUCUUUUAGUGUAAUGGGACAUGUUACCCUGGAGUACAAUGUGGGUCACAAGCACCUUUGGGUUCGAAAUUGUCACACGAAACUUUUGUAACAGUUUUGCUCAGGUUGCUCAUAGGGUGGGCAGUGCUAUCUAAUACUUGUAUGAUGUUUAGGUCCAGGUGCACAAAACAGAUUACUCUAUCAUCUGGAUAGUGAUUUAUCUGCUACAUAGCAUUAUCUACCUUGGAAACUAUUAGAGACAAAUGUGUAUGUGUGGGCCAGUUUUCUUAGUGGGCAGAAAUAUAAAAUGCUUUAACUCAUCAUGAAAGCUUUGUCAAGAAUAGUCAAUCUGAAUUACAGAUUUAAAUUAUAAUUCAAGUUGUAGACACAUAGUUAGCUUGUUCCAUUUUUUGUGAAAUGCUAAUGAUGUUUGGUGUGUUUCUCUUAUUUUUAUUUUCAGGUUCAACUUCUAGUGUAUAUUUAUUAAUAGAGUAUUUUAAACGGUUUGGAGACAAGCACUGUUGUUUCUGGGACCUUGAACCUUAUUUACAUCUGAAUCUACCAGAAAUACUGGACAAAGAAAAGGUAAAAUAGAUUGGAAAUAAAGUCUUGAACCCUCAACAGUCUUUAACACUCAGAAAAGAUGAUGCAAGACAGAGAGUAUUUUUAUAGAGUAUUUAAGUCACAGCAUGUCUGUCCAAAAAUGCACACAAUAAUGAAUAUGGCAAAUUUUACUGAUGAGAAUUAUGAAUUUGGUGAAUGCUGAAUAUGGCAGAACGUUGUCACAUUCAUGGUAGCCUCCUUAAAACUCGUUUGCGAUAAAGUUGGAUAUUGAACAGAUUGAAUGGCUUGGCUUGUUUGGCAAAACUUGUCAUAUCUGCCAUUCUCGCCCAAUUUAAAUCAUUUGUCAAAACACUGUCCAGUCCAUUACCAAAAAAUCUUGACCCUUUGUUUUAGUUUGUGGAAGCAUUAAGGAAUGCCCUUCCAUCAAUCAGUGAUGAAGAUCCUGAAUCAUCUCAUGUAUGUAAAGUAUUGUUGUGGCUAAGUUUUACAGAAGUUGUGAGUAGUAGUUACUAGAAAGUCUUCAGUUAAGGAAAGCUGUGAGCCUGUUGGACUGAGUGAGUACAAUUCAGGGAAUAAUCUGGCAAAUGAACAAUUCAAAACUAAUGAAGUACAUGAUUUGAGUCUUGUCUGAUUACCUUUGGGUUGUAUGACAUGAGGAUCAGUCACUAAAGAAUUCUAUCUAUAUUGAAUUUUGAUGCUAAAAAUUCUCUCUCAUUCAGUAUUUUGCAAAGCAAAGAGAGCAAUCAGAAAGAACCCAUUUAAAUAAAGAAAAAUGGUGUGUGAAUGGUAAAGGUGUCCAAGAACAGUUAUUAAGUAAUGAGAAUUUUGUAAGAGUAAUGUAAGAAUUGAUCAUACAGUAGCUGAGGAUUACUAAUGUCAGUAGUCUUUGGUCCAAGUCGGUGAUAAAUAGGGUUGUGCUAGGUAUUCAUAUGGACUCUGUCUGGCCAUUGCUAGUUUCUACCCUCUGUCAUUCAAUUGCCCUCUAGGUCAGUAGUAGCAGAAGGUGCAGUAGUUCUAAUCUUAGCUGCUUUCAUGUACACAAAUACUAUUUAGUGAUUGUGAUACUGUUUUUUUUCUUAGACAAGACUGAUGCUGAGGAGAAUGAAUAUUGAACUGAUUUCAAGACAUUUAGGAUUUCACUACUCUCUUUCCUGUGAUGAAAAAAUUGCUUUAUCAAAGGAAUAUAUGAAGCAGCACAAAGAUGGUUUGGUUUAUGGUUAGUACGCUAUUGUGACCAAAAUAGCAAUUAUUUUGUAGAUACAUUUAUGUAGAUCCAUGAAGCUUGGCUUCAUGUCAUAGAAAAAUAAGAUUGUUGUGUGGAUCAGUGUAGUAAGUGUGCUCCAGUUUGUCAAGUUUGGUUAUGUGAAAGCCAUAGUGGGAAGAUGUUGAAGAGCUUACAGUCUAUAUUGUGCAUUCUAGGCUGAACUUUUGUUAGGACAUUGAUUGUUGGGCAAGAUACUUACCAACUCUAAAAGUAAGGCCUGACCCACUUCCUCAGUACUUACUCUCCUAGGCCUUUCUAUUUCCACAAGUACAUAGUGUACAAGUAGCACACAUUUAGUGGGUGGUAUUUACUGAUUACAGAUGCAGCUGUUCAGAUUAGGGACUCUGGGAUAGUUUAGCAUCCCACACAGGGGUCGCAACAAGACUUUAUUCUAGCAGACUAAGAGGUGUAGGUUCAAGCUUUGGCUGGGUCAUUGUGUUGUGUUUGUGGUCAGUGCUCUUAAUGGCUUCAUUCAGGAGACACUAGCAUUAGCUUUGGCAAUAUGGGUUACUUGGCCUUGAAGACAAGUGCCUUAAUGGCAUCUCCCAUUAUUUAUGUGUGUGAGAUGACUUGGUGGUUGUUAUAUUGGAUGUCCAAUCGAAAGGUCAAGGUUUAGGCCCAGACUGGGUCUCUGUGUAGUGUUGUUGGACUAAAGACUUGACUGUCAGACUACCUCUUCCUGCUGAUGGCUAACAGCAAACUUUUAGGAAACUUGAUGAAUUGUUGGGGAAAGGAGGCCUUAGGGCCUUUCCAUACAAACAAUCAUAACUAGAAUUGUCCUGACAAAACCAAAGAACAAAUUUUGUCAUCCAAAUUUAAAAUUUCAAAGCUGUCCAAUUCCAUUAGCACCUGAUCUGUUCAUAAGACCAGCUAGCAUAGUUUGCCAAAGGAUUCCAUGUUCAAUUUCCAGAAUUUAUCCUUAGUCAUUAUAAAACUUUAGAAUCCAAGUAAACUGAUUUCAGUUCAAUUACACACUGGUCGUAGCUUUUAUGACAAAUGAUCCACAAGUUUAUCGUGGUUUUGUUUCAGUCAAUUUGUCCAGUUUUUACUCAGGACAAAUUUUUUUUGGUGGUGCAUUUGAAGAUUUGUCCACUUCAGCCAAAAUUUGUCAAGUUGCUGAAAACCAUCCACACCUCUGAAAUGUUGCCGAUGACUGAAAAUUUGUCUAAAUAAACAACUUUUUCACUAGUGUGGAAAGGCCCUUACUUGGGAAGGACCAUUUCAGGGGAGUGGUAACACUCCCUGUAUCUUCAUUAUCAUGAAACUUGAAUAACUUCUGACCGUAAUGGUUGGCUAUUUGUGGCUCAAUUCUGGAAGUAUCUUCUUAUUGAAUUUAAUCAUUAUAAUUAUUUGUCAGGUCAGAGUCUUUUGCCUACUGAACUUCAGUACAGUGAUGGGUUUGCUCAACUGGCUUCACACCUUUUGUUAGAAGUAAAUUAUGAAUCAGGUAUUUUUUCACAAUAUUGGUAGUAAUUAUUGUGGCCGUAAGUUCUUAAAAUGAUAAUUUCUUUACUGUAUGGUGUCCUUGUAAAAUGAUUAUUCAUAGAAAAGGUGAUUAAUUAUCCACUUGCAUCAGCAUUUUUGAUAAACUGAACAAAUUGCCAAUUGUCUAAUUUUUUUUUUUAAUUAUGCUAACAUCUUACACAGCUAACACACAUGUGAGCCUUUUCUUUUUUUUUAGCCAGAAAAAUUAAGUUAAAUUGAACUGUAGAUCAAAUAAUUAAUUUCAAAUAAUAUGUGGUAUAGCAGUACAGCCAAUUGUGAAUUAGCAAGGUCUUGGUCACAAGUUUGGUUGCUGCUGGUUAAGUUAGUUUCACCUAAUACUCUUUGCAUCAAUUCAAUGAAGAAUUUCUAGAAACUCUUCUUAACAGCAAUUUGUUUUCCAAUGAAGGAAAUACAGACAUGAACUGGCACCUUCUUAUCAUGUUAGAGAGCGCAUUAAAGGCAAGUCCUUCCAACCAUCAGCUCAAACUCCUACUGAUGAAAGUCUAUUGUUCAAUGGGUAAGAUUUAUCCUUCCAUAUAAGUUCACUUUUAAAUGCACUUUGUCUUCUCAGUGUGUCAAAAAUUAAAAAGAAGAAUUCAUCUACAGUGUAGCUAUUACCUUAAUAUCAGAGUCUUACAGUAAUGACUGUCAUGAAUUUUAAAUGGGUUGUGCUGUUGGCUUUCCAAUGAUGAGGCAAAUCCAACUCUUAUUAUAAAGUGAUAAGAUGAGGAGAAACAGAGCUUCACUGAGGAAAGGCCUACAACAGUCUUCUGUAUUUGAUUAUCAUGUUAAUCAUGGACCAGGAUUGUGUUGCAGAGUUUGCAUGGUCUUAAAAGCAAUAGUUGGAAUGCCUAUGUUGCAUAGAUAGGGAGGAAGUGCUUGUGUACAUGUGUAUGGUAAUAGGUGUGUAAAAUUAAAAGUGAAUACUAUUUCUUAGGAGCAGAGAGUAAGUUUAUAACAAAAUUAUGUGUAGAUUUUGGCAGUGGCAAACUCAAGGUAUUACUUUGUUAAUUAUUUUUCUGUUGAACUGGAAUUCAAAGUAUAGGUUUUCUAUCAUGUUAGGAAAACUGAAGAACCAGGAAAAACCAUGUAGCAAGGACAAGAUUCUGUCACCACCUCAAUUGAGAUGUUACCCAUAGCUGCAGCAAAGGGAGGGGAACAAUCUUGCCUAUGCACCCCUCCUCCCAUACCCUACAUACCACAAAAUAUCCGGAGAGUGGAUGGAAAACUUUAAUUACUGAAUUACUCUGAUGAAUAGAAAAAACCCUGAAAAGUUGGUCAAUGACAUAAGUUCAGGUAGCCCUGAGUGAAUGACAGAUAAGUGCUUUUUGGCUUCUAAGAUGACCAUCUAAUUCACUCCUGUUUAUAGGUGCUGUUAGUCCUUGUCUAGCACUUUUUGAAGGAUUAGAAAUCAAGCACAUCGAACAAGAUGUUGUUGGGUAAGAAGAAAAGGGAAACUUUCCUAUCAGCUAUAAUUCUGACUGAUUGCACAGAUAUUUGCACACUUCCUUGAAGCAAUGUUCCAAGUUACUUCAUGCUAUAGAGGCUGGGAGAAACUCCAGCUGGCUUGAAUACUUAAGGCUUGAGUACAAACUUCUAUCUUUCUGAGGGACAUCUCAACCUGGGGAACACUUUUUCAGUCUUCAGUGUCUUAUCAUACAGAUCAUUAGUUGAAGGAGUGCAGUUACAUGUACAGGAGAAGAUUUUGUCAUUAAUACUUUUAAAACACAAAAAACAAAUUGCAUCAUAUGCACAAAUCACAACAACAGCAUAACCUUUGCAUCCUUUGAAAUAACAUAGUUAUUUUCUGAGGGGCUAGAUAAUCAUUUUUCAAGAUGCUUUUUGAAUCCAGGUUUUUUUUCUUCAGUAAUGAAUGGCAUAGUAACUAAAAUAGCAAUGCUAAAGAUUAUUUCAUUUUUCCCUUUAUGUAUUUUUUUUCCAGUUAUACUCUGACACGAUACGUUGAAGCCCUUGGUCAUUUUGAGGCAGCUUCAUCUGUGUACUUGACCACUUUAAAAUUCUUUUAUGGAAACCAAAAAAAUGUAAGUUACACACAUUAUUUGUCAGCUAUUAAAUUGUGUACAACAUCUUAACAUCAAACUACAAAGAGGGGUGAAACAGCAAAUAAGAGAGAUAGCUUUUGAUCCACCUCUCUCCUCCUAUGUCUUGCUCUGUCCUAUUUCUUCUCCCGUAGAGAUUGUUGUUGUAAGUGUUGAUUGCCCUCACAUUUGCAGGUAGUACACAAUAAAUUAAAUCUUGUUUGGAGAAAGUAGACUCUCAGAAUUGGAUAGAAAAGCAAAUAGGUCACAGUUCCGAGAUCAAUUAUCUAAAAGUGAUAUUCAUGUCGGCAAGUUCUGUUGUCUCAAGUCUUCAGAUAUGAAGAUCGCUGUGUUUCUUUUUAGACCCCUGAACACAUCAUAGCUGCAUACAAGUAUGGAUCAUUUGAAAAGGUGAGAUAAUCAUUUUCAGUUAAAUGUGGAUCAAUUUGACCCUCCCAAGUAAUAUUAUGCAUUGUCCAAACAACAAGACAGUUGGGCAAUAUUCACUUAACCCUUUAACUCCCAAGAUCUGAUUGUUAAUUCUCCCCUCCAGCUGCCACACAUUUCCUUGUAAAAGAGUCACUUGAAUUUGAUGUUAGAUCAAGACUAUUAACUUCUACCUGAUAAGUUUGAGUAUUCUCGAUACACAUUGGGUGGUUAAUGUUUGGAUGUUGUAGGGAGAGGUUACAUGUUAAUCAUUCAUGGGAGUUAAAGGGUAAAGGAGGAAGUGCAUUUCAUGUACUUAAAUUACAUCAACUGGUUCAUAUGUUUUGAAUCUAUGUUAUUAGUAGCAUUGGGUAGCAUCAUUAACAGCAGAUGCACUUAAUUUUCUUUAAAUAAUGGAUAACAUUCUGUGGAAAGGACUUACUAGGCAAACUGUUGCUAUAUACUCAUGAAAGCAACACAAUGUACAGUAAGUGGACAUUGUUCUGUCUUUUUGUCUCCAUGCUUGCAUCUUGAUAAGUUUCUUUAAUUUACUAUGCUUCUUGUCCUACAAUGACUUUUUUAAAAUUUUGGUGUUGUCAGAUUCCAGAGUUCAUUGAUCUCAAGAGACGACUUGAUCUUUCACUGCAUUUUGCCACAGUAAAUUAUGAAAACAUGCUCCUUGACGUGUUCACCAAGGCAAACAGGUUAUAACAUUGUUUUGUCUUUUAAAGCAUUUCUGUAGCAAUAAAAAUUUUUCACACAUGGGCCAUUCUUUUUAGCCUUUCAGAUGUCCAAAGUCAUUUUGAUGAAAAGAGCUUGCUUGACAAGUGUUCUGUAGAGAGUAAGUCUUUUUUCUAUGAUUAUUCUUCAAGAUAAAGUUUGUGCCCAAGUGAAAACCAUCACCAUUGGGUCUUACUUGGGAUAAUGUUGGGAGAUUUCAUCAGUCGAGAUAUUGGUAGGGUGAUUUUCUUUAACUGUGAAAUUGAUGUGGUUUUGUUGUGCCAUCUCCUGUGAUUUGUUGAAAAACUUGUCUACAAACUUUGCAUGAUGGUAAUUGCUGAAUUACCAUUACCUGUUACCUACUUUUUUUUUUAACCAUUUUUUUAAUGGUUAAUGUGGCUUUUUUCACUUUGGGCCAAUGAUUUAAACUUUGAGUGUAGGUAGCAUCAAAUUUCUUCUUACAAUAUCACCCAUGAAUGAAAUAUUAAGGUAACGAGAAGAAAGGAAAUUAUAACCUAUUUGUACUAAAGAAACUUUUGAUUGUCAAAUAAAUCCUCCUUGUCAGCACCUCAGGAAAUGCACAGAAACAGUAUGGAGAAUAUGCAUACUGAUGGUUGGGUGUGAAAGGUUAAGCAUGAAGGAGAAUAUAAAAAGAGCAAGAAAGAAAUUAUGAUUUGUACAAUAUUUCACUUUGAAUGGUUGUAAGUAUGCAGUUAAUGUCUCUUUAGAAUACUGGAUGAAAGACCUGAAGGAUAACAGGGAUUUAAAAAUACUUCAAACCUGGGAUGUCCCAGAAAGGUAUGUAAAUACUGGGUGUGAUUUCCUCUUCAUUUUGGGAUUCAUCUGAACACUGAUCUGGUUUUCUUAAUGUAACUAGCCACAAAUAAUUUUGAUUGUUUAAAAUAAUCUUAAUUUGUAAGUUACUUGGGGAGUGAGUUAAGUUUUAGUUGAUUGGAUGUCUCAACAUCACACACCAGUGAUACUUUCACAUUCUGACAGCCUUUUCAGUGAUGAGUCAAAUCCAACUCCUAUUUUUUAAUCAUAAAAUGAGGAGAAGUAGAGCUUUCCUGAGGAAAGGCUUCAGUAUAUUUACUCUCAAGAAACAACUAGUUUGAGUUUUAAAAAAACUUGAAAGGUUUAGCCUGUUAGAUUGACCUUUGAUUAGAUAUUUGGUCUGUUCAUUAAUGAGUUGGUAAGUGAAGUAGGUAUGUUUUUAUUUAGUACUGAUUAAUUUGAAUUUUUUAGGCAGUUGUCAAAAGAGCAGCAGUUAAGAUGCGAAGAGCAAGAGGUGAGUUGAAGUGUUUUUAAAUGUCUUCUCUUUGGACUAUACUCCUAAUUGUUGUUAGAUUAAAAUUUCCCUAUUAUUAUUAUUAUUGUUAUUAUUAUUGUUAUUAUUAUUAACAUGUUGGUUGAUAUUUCGGUCAAAGCUGUGUUUUUCACUUGUUUCAUAAUUGUAGACUCCAUACUUAUCACUGAGUUAUCCUGCUGAAUAAUGAAAAACAAAUUUAUUUCUUUGUUUGGUAUGCAAAAGGUAGCUCACGUCUGCUCUAUUUUACAGGUACUCUGGUUAAGGUUGCGGUUCCUUAUUCUGAGAGCCCUUGCAGUAGCUGUCUCUUUGAUACCAAAACCUCAACAAAAUAUGCAAAACAUGAAUAAUGGAGAAGCUUCCCCAGCUUAUCCUUUAGCAGAAGUGAUUGAUGAAUUGAAGGAAACAUUGCAGGAAGUUGAUUUGCACCCAGGAACAAGGGCAAAGGUGUGAACAAAAUGACAGUUGGAGAAUCAAUAGAACCAGGAGCCCAUUACUUGGCUCCCAAAAAAAAUUACCAAUAGUUGAUUUAAAAAAAUGUAAAUCCUCAGAUGGAUUUGAAACUUUGACAGAGUUUUAGUUUACAGCUGGCUUCUCCCAAAUCUUCCUUGGUACUCUACUUUGCACUGUAGUUGUUAGCAAAAGAGGAAAAUGUUGUAGAUCAAUUACUGUACAUAUUUAUUCAGCUGUAUGCUGAUCCUGGCAAUAGGCUGAGACCCCAAAAAUCAACUUUACAAAUGCAAAUUAUAAAUAAAAAACACUGGGCUUUAAGCAGAGAUCCAUUACAAAACUUUAUGUUUAACAAAGACCUAACAAUUUUUCACUGAUAUGCUAAUGCAACCUGACUUACUUUGUUUGUAAAGCUGCCCUGUCUGGGUCCACCAAGUUCAAGGCUGCCAGGGUUUUUGGAUGGUCAGCAUGGAGCAAUGAUUGUAGCUAUGGUAACUGUUUGCCAUGAAUGUCAUAGUUUACAUCAUUCUUCACAAGGUGUUUGUUAUUUUAAUUUGUUUUAUCCCUCUAAUUAUUUUUAUUUUGCCUCAAAAUCAAAAAAUGUGAGCCAAGAAUAAGUCCGGGAAGGUGAAGUUUUCAAGCAGCAGCAUUCCAAUGAUGCGUUCAAUCCAUCUCCUACAUUUUUAAUGAGGAAUAAUAAUCAUGAUAACUGAGGAAUGUGGUUGUUAUGAAAACAAGGAAUAAACUAAAUGUGAUGUAACAUUUUGUAAAUACUGUUACACCACAAAAGUUUAAUAACUGACACAAAAUAUAAUGGUGAGGAAAAUGUGAUAACCUUUGUGACAACACUUUGACUUAAAAUAUUGUUUAAAAAAAUGUAUUACUUUUUUUGUUAAAAGUUAAUGAAUUUAGCCUUACUGUGUUUUUCUUGGAUGUUUUCCAGUUUGUGUCAAUUAUUAAAUUUUGUGGUGUUCCAUAUGCAAGAAAUCUCUCACACAGUAGGCAUAUAUGCAUAUUUGAAGGGAAUAAAUGCUCAUAAAACUUUGUCCUUUUAUUUUAGGCUUUUUAUGACUUUUUAGGACUGUUUUUUGUAGGCAACCAAAUUUUUCUGUCUGGCAACCUGGCAACUGAAAAAACAAUUUGGUCACUACUUUCACACAUGCACUAAACACUGAAUUUUAAAUAUUUUAUUCUUUGAACAAAUAUUGAAGAAAAUGAUAGAAAGUAUCUAUCAGACUUGAUACCAUUCAUAACUUGUUCUUUCAAACUCAAAUAUCUUUGUUCCCUUUGAUCUUUUGAACAGAUGCUGGUACAACAGAUAGAUGGAAUCGUAUAAGACACAACCUGGAUGUAGUGACUGAAAUUUUGAAAGGUAAUUUCUCUUGGUACUAAAAGCUGAUAAUGAUAACGAUAAUGAUUUUUAAUGAUUCCUAUCCUCAGAACUCUUUACUGUUCACUAUACUACAGCAAUGUCUUUCCAGUGAUGUUACCAAUCCAUCUCUUAUCUAAUUUAUGCAGAAACUGUAACUGACUGAGGAAAGACCGCUUAAUUUAAUUCCAGUAUAUUUAGGUUAAGAUGUUACACACUCAGAUAGCCAAAAAAAACUUGAUUGAAUUUUUUUUCUAAUUAUUUCAACUUGAAAGUAAAAAUGGUUUUGUAUUUGGUAAAGAUAUUUUCUUACAUGCUUCCUUCUCAUGUGUAAUAAUCAACCUUGUGUGUUUUUUCACUUUCUUAUUCGGUCAAAUAUAUUUUUGGUAAGGAAGUUUUUUUUCUGCCAUGGUAUGCAGGUAAAGUGUACUUACAAGAAUACAAGAAUUUCCUUCAUAAUAUAAUAUUUUACUGUAACAUUUGGCUUGCUCCUUCCCAGCUAGCUCUAUAGAAUAUUGAUUUUGUACAUUAAUACUGACCCUAUGAAAAGAUUGUGGCCUUUGAAUUUAGACUUAACAAGAAACUGAAGUUCAGCAUACUUUAUUUUAAAUGAGCACAGUUUCUCAGUAAGCACCCUUUUUCUCUUUGUUUUAUCUGAAAUGAAGCUGUGAAUGCCUACAUGAACACUUAAUUAAUGUCCUGUGGAUGUCUCCUUAAGACAGCUUUCACUAUUAAUAUUAUUACUAUUUGGCAUCAUGCCUGUAGCAGAAAAGUGAACGCAGAAUUUUGAAUUUCCCUUUUUCCCAUCAAGCCUAAAGAGACACUUGUUUCCUACUUAAGCUAACACUAUGAGAUUGUUUCAUGUCUGUUGUCAACAAACCAAUUUUUUCUUCCACUAAUAUAUGUGUACUGCUGUUUAGGUUGUAUUUCAGAUUGUUUAAGUAAGCUCACCACAGGCAGUGGAGAAAAAACAAUGUUCAAUGGAUAUGUUUUAGAAACUUUGGUUCUCUUGGUUGAGGUAAUUGAGAAUGGAGUAUUUUCCAUUUCAUGUUAAGAGUUAUUGUUUAGUUAGUAACUGUAAUUAUCAGAUUGAGAAGGUCACUGAAUUAGAAUUGGCUCAGAGAAGGAUAUUUCAUGUUUAACACUCAGUUUGAACUAGGUUACAAAUUCAUGCUCUCACAUAAUUAUCUUGCUGUCACAUAUCUGUGGUAGUUAAAUAGUUAGCAGUAGUUAGUGGCUAAUUUUCAAGGGCUUUGAUAAUAUUGCCCAGAACUUUUGUGUACACUAUGGCUGAAAUUUGAAGAUUUGAAUUAUAGCUUGAUAGCUGUAACUUAUGAUUUUGGAUAAAGUGGUGUGUCAAUUGUUAUAAGUUUGAUUCAUACUUUAUGUCUAUACAUACUGGAUUUAUUUUGUGGGACAAUGUGGUUAUUGCCACAAUGACACUUGCUUUAUGAAUACUUGGAUUUGGAAGAUUUGUAUUGUAAUUUAACUUCACAAUUUCUUCUUUUGCAGAGCUGUUGUUGUGUCCUUCUUUUAGCAGCUGUAUGCUGUAGCUUUUUACAAAAAAUGUCAGGUAGCAAAAAGACCAAGAAGAAGAAACCUGCUCCCACAAAAACGGUUAGUAAAGAGAACAUUAUGACAUAAGGCUCACUCCAAUGAUCAAGUUUGACUGACCAACCAUCUGGCUCAUGGACUGAUUGUCUGAUUGUAGGACUGUCUUUAGAACUGAGUAGUUACCUGAUCAAGUCUAAUCCAGUGGCACAAGUUAAGGUUAAACCAAAAAAAAAAAAAAAAAAAAAAAAAGGAAGAUUGGAAUGAGUGAAAAAUCCUAGUGGGGCUUGUAAAUGAUGCAUUUGAGAUCUUAAUUGAAGAACAGGAGGAUUCUUACACAAAUUUGAGCUUGAGUAAUUUAGGAACUCCGUUCCAAAGCUUGCCUCAAUAGCUUUAUUUACACUAACACUACUGUACUUAAUAUAUGUUACCUUUUUUUUUACCUCUAUCAGAAUGAAGAGAUGGCACCAUUUAAAGAGUUCCUAUCAAUGCUUAAAUCUUCUCUCACAUCCCUACAUUCAGCACUUGUAGAAGUGAAUGUUUCUCAGCUCUCUGAUGAGCUUUUGGAACUGGAUUUAGUUGAGCUAGACAAUGAGGUAAAAACUAGUCCUACUCCUGUAGAGCAUAAGCUAUGCUUUGAUUUGUGAUAGAUAUAUAAAAAAAGAUGAUUGCAACAAAAGUACUAGUUUGUAAAGUAUUAAAUUGUAAACAUGUGAUAAUGAAAGUCAAUCUAUCAGUUAAUUAUCAAGUUUGUGUUGAAGAAGUGUAUUGUGUUUGUUCCUCAGACCAAGUCUUCCAUUGUGUCCGAGAUUUGGGAGAAACUGCAGACCAGCUAUAAACAGUCAGUGAAGGAGAUCACAGAACUUUUACAUCACAAAGUUGCUUUUGCAAAGUCUCUGCGUAUUUAGGCAUUUAACAAUUAAUACAUUUCAUCAAUGGAUAUCACAACAAAUAAUUGAGAAAUUCUUAGAGGAGAGUUGCAUCUUGUAUUGUCAUUACCUUUUGUGUUGAAGAAGGCAAGAUAAGACAUGGAGUUGUGCAACAUUAAGGUUUGUCAAGAAGGGAUUUAAUGUGUUGUUAGUGGCCAAAAGAGUGAAAGCUAUGGCUUUGAAGGGAAGCUCUACUCGCACCUGCAUGUUAAGGAAGUGGAAGGAAGGUGGUUCCUUUUGCAGAAUGGUUUAUGGUUAGUGGAAAAGCAGAUGCCAUUUUAUCAGCCUUGCAUCAUUGUGGUUUUAUGACGAUACAAGUAUGGUAAAAUUGGUGAUUGUAAAGAUAAUGACGAUUCUGAAGAGUUCAGACCUUUUUUGGGGGAUGUAAGCUUCUACUUCUCCAUAUCUUUUGGAUUUAUGUGUGAUGCAAGUGGUUCUCAUCAGCAAAAAUGUGCCUCAAUCACACAAGAACCCUACACACAGACUCUCCCUGCCCACAAUGAUACCUUCAAGCUACUAUCACCAUCUUGUGACUUAGUUCCUGGUCUGAACAAGUAUAUUGAAGACUUAGAGAAUUUUGAAAAAGAUGCAAGACUUUGAUAAAAAAAUAAUAAAUGUAACAAAGAAAAAUAUUUCAAGACCCACUACAAAGGCUGUCAGCCAUCAGCUGCUGGUCAAUCAGCUGACUGAUGGCCAACAGGUUUUUCUGGGACCUGUUCUUCACAGUUACCAAAAGUCUGCAAAAUGGUAUCACUUGCCACCUCUAACAUUACUAUCACACAGUGACUUUGGAAUCAUUGUGCACUUGAAUUUGUAUUUCAUAGUGUUUCAUCAUAUUGAUGGUACAACAUGUUAGCUGAUGGAUGAUUUGACUGGAAAAUAAACAUGUAAGCUACUUUUUUUUGGUUAUGUGGUACACAAAGUGUAACCACCCAUAGAAAAACUGAUAACUUGAGUUGGAGAGGAACAUCUGCACUUUUUAUGUUAGAACACCUUUGGAAAGCAGUCAAAAUAAGGACACCACAACAUCAGAAAAUAGUGCUAAUAUGAAUAUUUUUAAAUCAUGCAUGGGUGUUUUUUUAGUGACCAAUUUAGAUGUCUGCCAGCAUGAUGCUGAAUUUGAUGCAAAACCAGAUUUUUUUAAGCGCAAUCCUUAGAGUAAUAAAAACUAAAUGUAGAGUG
Pocillopora meandrina is the source of this 22713-nucleotide messenger RNA. The record is from the annotation of a GenBank genome assembly. NCBI's taxonomy places the organism in Eukaryota, Metazoa, Cnidaria, Anthozoa, Scleractinia, Pocilloporidae.